This is a messenger RNA of Pyrgilauda ruficollis (rufous-necked snowfinch), 514 nucleotides long. Its product is annotated as 60S ribosomal protein L17-like. The transcript has 4 exons. The coding region runs from base 45 to 485 and encodes 146 amino acids. Gene Ontology annotation, biological process: cytoplasmic translation. The record is from RefSeq and is a predicted model, not a curated record. Gene Ontology annotation, molecular function: structural constituent of ribosome. Gene Ontology annotation, cellular component: cytosolic large ribosomal subunit; ribosome. Lineage: Eukaryota; Metazoa; Chordata; Aves; Passeriformes; Passeridae.
UGUAUUGCUAGAACACUCGAGAGACUGCCCAAACCAUCAAGGGCAUGCACAUCCGCAAAGCCACCAAGUACUUAAAGGACAUCACCUUGAAGAAGCAAUGUGUUCCCUUCCAGCGCUACAAUGGGGGAGUUGGUAGAUAUGCCCAGGCCAAGCAGUGGGGCUGGACGCAGGGACGCUGGCCCAAGAAGAGUGCAGAGUUUUUGCUGCACAUGCUCAAAAAUGCAGAGAGCAAUGCUGAGCUCAAGGGUCUUGAUGUGGAUUCUCUGGUCAUUGAGCACAUCCAGGUCAACAAGGCUCCCAAAAUGCGCCGACGCACCUACAGAGCACAUGGUAGGAUCAACCCCUACAUGAGCUCCCCCUGCCACAUCGAGAUGAUCCUCACUGAGAAGGAGCAGAUUGUUCCCAAGCCAGAGGAGGAAGUUGCUCAGAAGAAAAAGAUAUCCCAGAAGAAGCUGAAGAAGCAAAAGCUAAUGGCUCGGGAUUAAAUCUGCUCUGCCAGAUGUACAUAAAUAAA